AGCAAACUCGCAUUUUCAUAGAGCUGGGAAUGAGCUGUAAAAUACGGGAGGCCAAGAGGCUCGGCUCGACCCCUUUCUGGGACGUCGUCGGCGAGCGGCUCUGAGGCAACUGGUAUGUGCUUGGAGCUUAUGAGCUCCUCAAAAGACGGGUGUUUUGCGGCAGUUGGGCUUUGCGAAGGUCUCUUUGGCGACAUGCCGAAAGGUUCGGCGCCAGCACGCUUGCUAGCUGUGUAGCACGUUGUGUGCAGUAUACUGGUAUCAAAUAUGCCUUUCUGAGAGCAGCGAUCCGACAAGAGCGUCGCGUUCGCGGGGUUCGAGUGUACUGUGAACAUCGAGUGCGCAAAGCUGAAGUUCUCCCUCCACACGCUACCGUGUGCGUGGUUAAUUCCAUGUGUCGCAAUGGGGCCAUCAGUGUGGCUUAGGGCUGGCAGCUGUGCGCCAGUUGCCCGGCUGUUGCAAACAUGCGAACAUCCCCCUUUCGCCGAGCUCUCGGUGCAGGUCGUGAGACCUCUUGCAGACCACUUUUGGAUUGGCAUGGUACGGUCAUGGUUGCCCAAUAGCGCGAAAGCGCUGGAAUGCCGGGGCGGUCCCCGGUCAAACCAGCGGUCGGCCGCGGCAGAGCCAGACGCGUUCCCAGCCGUGGUCGCGUUGGUUGUCAGCAUGCAGAGUGCAAAGCAUAUCAGAACGCAGAUACCUGCGGACUUUCGCUCCACCUUUCGCCGAGCAACCAUUUUCCACAUAUUUCCUAGCGACGAGCUUGCGAGGUUGGUAAGAGGUGUAUUUGUAUGCAUUCUAUACCGCAAGCGACUGCUAGCUUGAGGAAUCAUCCUCCCUUGCCCGCCCUGUACAGCCCGCAAGGCAGCCGCGCGGAACGCCGCGGCCCCUCACCCGAGUGCUGGGACGGGGAUGCAUACAACUGCAGUUCUCUCGCCGGCGUGUUCUGCAGCCCGGCUGCCGCAGAGGCUGACGAGCCAGCAGCCGGCGCGCAGGAGCCCAUCACGCACUUGAAGGUGCCGGGGCAACCGGCGCCUGUGGCGCUCACGGGGCCGGGCACGCGCAACACUGCCUCCGCAGCCGCUGCAGCCAUGUACAGCAGCACCAGCCCCACCGGCCUGUUCCGCGUGCAGCCGGUCUGUACGGCGUCGCAGCAGCAGCUUCUGGCGGCCAUUGACCGCAAGGUUCCGGCGGAUCUGCAGGCCGCCGCAGAGGGGUCCGGUGACGGCGCCCUCAGUGAUGCAGAGCUGAUGGCAGCGCUGGCUGGCUCCGCCAAUGGUAAAGCGCCUGGGUCGGACGGGGUCCCGUACGAGGUGUACAAGGUUUUCUGGGCGCUGCUGGGUCCGCGCUUGUGUGCUGCUGCUGCCGCUGCCUUUGCUGCCGCUGCAGACGCCCACGAUGGCGGUGAAAUGGCGGCGGCGCUGCCCGCCUCCUGGCGGGAGGGCAUCAUCACCCUCAUCUACAAGGGCAAAAGCCUGGACCGCGCCGAGCUGGCGUCGUACCGAGCCGGCGUCGUACCGGCCAGCGUACUGGCGUCGUACCGGCUGCUCAACUGCGACUUCAAGAUUUUUUUUUUUUUUUUUGAGGAAUCAUCCUUACAAGGUUGAACAGGGGCAGACGCGCUGCCCCCCUGCUGCCUGAAAGCAGCCUGGUCCCAGGACCAGAACCCUGACAGGGCAAGAAGAGGAGAGAAGAGAAGAAAAACAGAGAACAAACACCUCGAAAAC
This is a messenger RNA of Chlamydomonas reinhardtii, 1721 nucleotides long. RefSeq lists its product as uncharacterized. Bases 786 to 1601 code for a protein of 271 amino acids. The record is from RefSeq and is a predicted model, not a curated record. The transcript has 3 exons. NCBI's taxonomy places the organism in Eukaryota, Viridiplantae, Chlorophyta, Chlorophyceae, Chlamydomonadales, Chlamydomonadaceae.